CAGCAGCCGCAAAGGCGUCGACGGUGCCGGCGACGACGUUCCUCAGUCUUCGGGUUUGCCCCAGCUGCGCAGGCCGGCCUGUGCGGAGGGCUCGGUUGUCACCGGCGGCGACCCUAGGGGGUCCGCGGCGCCAUGGAGGGGCGGUAGUCGGCCUAGGAACAGCGAGGCGUGGGCGGUGGCGGUCAUCCGGUCGCGGCGACCUUCAGCGGGGCCCAGGUGUGGGGAGGUCCGGGGCGGGGGUCGUCCCGGGCAGCGCGGGGCCGCGGGGCGGGGCUCGCAGGCCAUCGGGGAGCAGGAGGCCUGGGCUGCCGCGAGGAGCUGCCGCCGGCCGCUGGACCCCGCCGCCGGGCCACUCGACGACGACGCUCCCGCGGGAGACCCGCCUGAGGAGGACGCGGCGGCGGCGGCGGCGAGGCCGCGGGAGGCCGCGGAGGAUGGAGGAGCGGAAGGAGGAGGGGGAGGCCGAGAUCCAGGAGCACGGGCCCGAGCACUGGUUCUCCAAGUGGGAGCGGCAGUGCCUGGCCGAGGCCGAGCAGGACGAGCAGCUGCCCCCGGAGCUGCAGGAGGAGGCGGCGGCCGCGGCGCAGCCGGAACACAAGCAGCAGAAGCUGUGGCACCUCUUCCAGAACUCGGCCACCGCUGUGGCCCAGCUCUAUAAAGACCGAGUGUGUCAGCAACCAGGACUUUCUCUCUGGGUCCCCUUCCAAAACGCAGCCACCGCCGUCACCAACCUCUACAAAGAAAGCGUGGAUACUCAUCAGCGAAGUUUUGAUAUUGGAAUUCAGAUUGGCUAUCAGCGACGCAAUAAGGAUGUGUUGGCUUGGGUUAAAAAGCGCAGAAGAACUAUUCGUAGAGAAGAUUUGAUCAGCUUCCUGUGUGGAAAAGUUCCUCCACCACGAAACUCUAGAGCUCCCCCAAGACUGACUGUAGUGUCCCCUAACCGAGCUACUUCAACGGAAACUAGCUCAUCUGUAGAGACUGAUUUGCAACCCUUCCGGGAAGCCAUAGCUCUGCAUGGUCUUAGUGGUGCAAUGGCUAGUAUAAGCGUGCGUUCGAGUACCCCAGGCUCUCCUACACAUGUAAGCAGUGGAUCGAAUGCUAGUCGAAGGAGAAAUGGACUCCAUGAUGUCGAUUUGAACACUUUCAUAUCAGAAGAAAUGGCACUCCACUUGGACAAUGGUGGAACUAGAAAGCGUACCUCAGCCCAGUGUGGCGAUGUCAUUACAGACUCACCAACCCAUAAACGCAACAGAAUGAUCUAAACCGCAAACAUUUUCACACCCACCAUGCUGCUUGAAAGCCACUUGAUCCUCAACAUUUACUAUUAUUGCAAAGGAAACAUGAGGCCAUCUUCCCUUGUUCACUGUUUAAGACAAGUGAAUUCUAUAGUGGUUGCCAUAAAAGGAAGUUGUAGGUAUUGACAGUAGAUGCCUCUUGUAACUAUGGCUUUCUUAAAACUUAUAACCCUAGCAGAGGACAUCAGAUAUCGUGUAGUCGUUAGCAAGAUCAUCAUAGGCAAACAUAUGUAUCUGUUCCAAGGCGAAAAGUGACCUUAACUGUAUUUAUUCUCAAAGGGAAAGGAAAUAAUCAGAUGUUUAUUUGGUUAUAGAAUGCUUUUUUUCUUUUUCCUUUUUUUCGUUGUCCAUUUCCUGCUGUUUUGAGUAUUUUGCUUCCAACAAUAUUGCCAGGUUCCCAGAAUUGUCUAAAACACACGAUUUGGCUUCUUUGUCAAAUCUCUAGCCUUUCAUUUUUGUAGCGGCACUGUACCAUGCACCUGGUUUCUAUAUAGUAACAGUGUGCAACUUCUAAUUAUUGGACUAUGCCCUGUGUUUAGUUUUCACAGCACUUGCUGAUUCUGGUGAUUGUGUGAUGUACAGAGGUGCUAUGAUGGUCAUGCAAUUAGUACUAAAUACUGAACCAAUACACAGAACUUGACUGGAUUCACUUUGUGUGUGUUAGUGCUCUAAGAGUAGCAAUAUUACUAAAUCUCCCCCAGAUUCACCCUGUAGGCUUAAACUCUUCAGUUUAAAGACAAGUACUACUUCCCACACAGGGUCCUAUCCUUCCGGGAAAUGUUAACAUGUAGACAGUACUCAAGGUGGCCUUGAGUUCAUGAACUUUGAGAAUGGGCUUCCUUUUUGGUUUAGUAUUUGUGAAGGGAGAUGGAUGGUGGGAGGGUAUUCCAGUCUUUCUGUCCUGUUUAUAUUUUUCAUGAGUGCUCUACUUUGUGCAAUUUCCAUUGGAGUGGGUGAAAGAUAAAAAAAAAGUCUUUCAUCUGCUAAUAAUGUGAUCACCAAUAGCAAAACCCAACUCUCCGGUCCCUCUCCUAAAAAAUGCAGUUUGGAAUCUCAUGGAAAAGAUGGAAUCGCAUGGAGGUUCUCUAGAUGUUAGGUAGACCUAAAUAAAAGUUCUCAAUAGACUCCUCUUUUGAGUAAAUAUACGACCUCUUGUAGCUACAAUGUUUUAAAGCAUGUUUCAUCUUCAUUUUUAAUACCUUGAACUGAAUGAUAGUCUCUCUUAGAUGAAGAACUGAUGUCAGCCUGCCAGGUACUGUAAUUUAUUCUAUCAUAUUAUUAUAUAAUAUAUAUCAAGUAGGACAGUGAAAAACGUUUCCUUGCAAACUUGUAGUCCAGUAUCAUUUACUUCCUGUUUUUAUCCUUAAAACACCAUUGCGAAUCAGCAAGGGUUUCCAGUAAUUUACUCACAGCACAUUGUUAAAGUUUGCCAUUCUUCAGCCAUUUAAUAACAUCUUUAUGUGAGGAAACUUAGUGCUAAGUUAACCAUAAUAUUCAUUAACUGGGUGGGAUGUGAAUGAAUGUUAGAAAUGUUGUGCGAACCGAAGUUCUGUAUUCAUUAUCGAUAUAGCCCUUAUUUAAAAAAGUCAGUUCCAUACUAAAACUAGGAAUGAAAGUGAGGUAUUUCUCAAUUUUUGCAAAAGUGGAUCAUUUUUUGCUUGAAUAUAAUAGGAAGAAUUAUAGCAAUUUGUCAUUUUACCUGAAAACGGACAAGCCUCUGUAUUAUGAAUACUUUCAAGCUUCCCUUUGGAAUAUACCAAGAAAUGCAUUAGAAGUUAUUUUUGUUUUUCUGUGGUUGUAAAUUUAGAUUCUGGAAUUGGGGUUUGGUGGUGUAUGUGUUGCUCACAAGUGGCCAGAACCCCUAUUCCUAAAGGAUUUUGAGAUUGAGGAACACAUAUUUACUCUCCCCUUUAUGCCUUGGUUCUAGUUCCUCUUUCCAAAUUGAGUGACAAUUUUUUUGGGUUGUUUGUUUUAGUUGGUGCUCUGACGCUUAAUCUCAGUACCCUUUACUCUCGAUUGUCAAAUUUUGAUAAAACAUGUGCCAUUUUCUUUGGUAAGAGAAAGCAGGUCUUAAUGUCUGCCAGAACACAAUUUAUAUGCCUUAUUGGCUCCAUUAAACUUUUUAAAAACUUCA
Molecule: messenger RNA, 3429 nt
Organism: Rhinolophus ferrumequinum (greater horseshoe bat)
Lineage: Eukaryota; Metazoa; Chordata; Mammalia; Chiroptera; Rhinolophidae
Gene: HAPSTR1
Product: HUWE1 associated protein modifying stress responses
Exons: 4
Coding region: 435-1262 (275 amino acids)
Source: RefSeq, a predicted model, not a curated record